CUCGCGGAAACAGACAGGCGCCGACGAGAAUCAGGGGAGACAAAAAUGGCGGCGAAACCUGGAGGUGUUCCGACGACGUAUUCGCCGAAACCGAGGACCCGCAAAGUUCGUCAUCGCGUCUUCAAGGAUUCGGAUCUCGAUUGGGUCCGACCUGACGGCCGCGGGUUCCAUCAGUGCCGACCUGCCUUACUUCAAACUGGUGCUGUGAGUUCCGCUUCUGGUUCCGCUUAUGCCGAGUUUGGGAACACUAAAGUUAUUGUAUCAGUUUUUGGACCGAGAGAGAGUAAGAAAGCGAUGAUGUAUAGCGAUGUCGGUAGAUUAAAUUGCAAUGUGAGCUACACAACUUUCGCCUCCCCAUCUCUCAGUCAGGGCAAUGACCACAAAGAAUACUCAUCGAUGCUUCAUAAAGCUUUGGAAGGCGUAAUAAUAUUGGAGACAUUCCCGAAGACAACGGUUGAUGUUUUUGCGUUAGUGCUCGAAUCUGGAGGCAGUGAUCUUCCCGUCGUGAUAUCGUGUGCUAGUCUUGCCUUAGCAGAUGCCGGGAUCAUGAUGUAUGACCUUAUCACUGCUGUCUCAGUGUCAUGUAUAGGUAAACACCUGACCAUAGACCCGGUUUCAGAAGAGGAAAGCUACCAAGACGGAAGCUUUAUGAUUACAUGCAUGCCAUCACGGUACGAGGUCACUCAACUAACCAUUACCGGUGAAUGGGCAACUCCUAAAAUCAACGAGGCAAUGCAGCUAUGUUUGGAUGCAUGUUCCAAGCUCGGAGAGAUCAUGAGGGAUUGUCUGAAACAUGCAGCCUCUGCCUCCCUCGAAUGAUCUCAAUCUUGAAAGAAACGGCAUAUAAUCUUGAGUUCUUGAUGGUGAAAUUGAUCAGUUUAUUGGUUUCCGGUGAUUAGGGUUUUCUCCAAAUUGGUGAACUGUGGUUUUAGACCAAUGUAGUGUUACUGUCAGAAGAAGGAAUGAGUUUUUUCAGAUCUUGAUUCA
This is a messenger RNA of Tarenaya hassleriana, 987 nucleotides long. Its product is annotated as exosome complex component RRP41-like. NCBI's taxonomy places the organism in Eukaryota, Viridiplantae, Streptophyta, Magnoliopsida, Brassicales, Cleomaceae. The coding region runs from base 46 to 819 and encodes 257 amino acids. The transcript is spliced from 7 exons. Gene Ontology annotation, biological process: rRNA catabolic process; poly(A)-dependent snoRNA 3'-end processing; nuclear mRNA surveillance. The record is from RefSeq and is a predicted model, not a curated record. Gene Ontology annotation, cellular component: nuclear exosome (RNase complex); cytoplasmic exosome (RNase complex); nucleolus.